AUGUGUGUCCUGCCCCUGAGUUGUUGGCUCGAGGACCCCACUGCAGAAAAGACCAGUGGGGAGCAGUUCUGUCUGGGGCCCAGGGCCCCGGGGGAGCCACUCUGCCCCUCGCGGAACUCCGGGUGGGGUCGCUGCCGGGCUGUGUUCCCGCACCCCUCCCCAGGCCUGAGCCCUGCAGCCCGCCUGCCCUCCAGCCCUCCCUGGCCGCCGUGGGGCCGCCUGGGCCCGUCUCCCCGACCACCCCCGGAUUUGGAGUCCUGUGGGGCCCCCACCACUGGCUGCUUUGAGUCGGGGGCAGACGCUUGCUUCCCUGAACUGGAAUCCUCUAGGGGAGAGAUCAUCUGA
Molecule: messenger RNA, 345 nt
Organism: Rangifer tarandus platyrhynchus (Svalbard reindeer)
Lineage: Eukaryota; Metazoa; Chordata; Mammalia; Artiodactyla; Cervidae
Source: the annotation of a GenBank genome assembly